This is a messenger RNA of Musa acuminata subsp. malaccensis (wild Malaysian banana), 625 nucleotides long. Lineage: Eukaryota; Viridiplantae; Streptophyta; Magnoliopsida; Zingiberales; Musaceae. The record is from RefSeq and is a predicted model, not a curated record.
AUAGGACAAGAGGAGGGCAGAGCGAAAACGCACUACCUCAUACUUGCACAGGUACGUUGUGAUAGAAAGCUCAGCGGUAAGCAAUGGCUGGAGGAGGCAAAAGAGGUGAAGCGUCGUCUCUUCUCCUUGUGACGCUGCUCGUGACGUUGUUGGCCUUCUUCGCCACCGACUCCUCGGCAGCCCGUGUCACACCCCAUCCGCAAUCCCUCGCCAGAGCGGCACUGAGUGCGUUGGGGGUAAGGAAAGAUCCGCCGUGCUGCACAUGCGUCUGUCCUCUCAUUUACCCACCUCCGUUUUGCUUUUGCGGCGGCGUAUGGCAAGGCUUCUGCCCUUCCGCCUGCACCAACUGCGAGUGUGUCCUCAACGAGUGCACUUGCAUCGAUCGUGUGGACCCCAAGGCCUGCGAGGCCGACUCCUGUUCCUCGCUCGAUGCAGCCCCCAAAGUAGAGCCGUCGCAGCAGUGGGCGAUCGAAGAAACCGGUGGGAAAUUAGCGACGAUGGCGUGAUCCAAUAAUGUUUGUGUUCGCCUGUCAUCUUCUCUUUAUCCGUCCUCUCUAUCUAUCCGUCCAUGUCGUGUGGGUGUUGCUUUGCUUCAGUAACAAAAUGCUUCUGCUUUUAUGGUGAC